Zasmidium cellare ATCC 36951 is the source of this 717-nucleotide messenger RNA. RefSeq lists its product as uncharacterized. Gene Ontology annotation, molecular function: protein binding. The transcript is spliced from 2 exons. The coding region runs from base 1 to 717 and encodes 238 amino acids. Lineage: Eukaryota; Fungi; Ascomycota; Dothideomycetes; Mycosphaerellales; Mycosphaerellaceae. The record is from RefSeq and is a predicted model, not a curated record.
AUGGUCUCGACACGCAGCAUGGUUUUGUCGGCUGCCCAGGAAAAGGCAGCUGCGACGAUCGAGGCAGAGCACUUUUCGCAGAAGACUGGCCUCGAGGAAGCAACGAGCGAGCAAGAUGCAGAUGCCCAGCAAAUCAACGAACCCUCUCCCGCCGAGAAGGUCUUCGCGACCGUCGAACUCGCCGAGAUGAUCCUCUCCCUCCUCCCCCUCGAAGACACCCUCUCGAUGCACAGAGUCUGUCGGGCCAGCCACGACGUCAUCGAAACCUCCAAGGCCGUGCAGAAGUACCUCUGCAUCAUGCGCAAGGACGAACAGGCCCUGAUCCGAAGCCCCAUCUUCAAACCCGCUUUCACCAUCGCCUUCCACUUUCCCAGCACCAACGCCCGCAAGGACAGAUACUUCCACCUCACCUCCUUCCACGCCCCCUCCACGAAGGCGACUUUCGACCUCAACUUCUCGCUACUCAACCCACCCCGGAACGUGAGGCAGAUCCAGGCGACCGUCAUCACCAUCGGCGAGGAUUCGAAGGCCCAGGAGCUCUGGCGGAAGAUUCGAUGGGUCGAAGCGGGGGUUAAGAGGGGUGGGGCGGUUUGGUUGGAGAAGAAGACGGCGAGCGCGGAGUUUGUUUGGAUUAGUCGCGCGUUGUCGAGGGCGGCGACGCUGGGGCGGACGUGGGAGUUGCUGUUGGAGAUGGCGGAUGAUGAGUUGUUUCGGUGA